AUGGCCUCUGGGGAACAGACGGAGGAUUUGAAUUGUCCGGUUUGCCAGAAGCCGAUCACCGACCCGGUUUCGCUGGAGUGCGGCCACACCUUCUGCAAGCCCUGCAUCGCGGCGACGUGGGGCAAGAAGGGAUCGAACUCUUGUCCCGAGUGCGGCGAGGCCUUUUCGGGCACAAACUUCGGGGUGAAUCGGGCCGCCGCCGAGAAGGCUCGGAGCUUCAAAGUGGAUUUCACUCAGAGAGGGAGCAAGACCCAUUGCAAGGAACAUCAGGAAGAAGCGAUGCUCUUUUGUGAGAACGAUAAGGAGGUGAUCUGUCUGAAAUGCGUGGCCGCACCGGAGCACGGAGACCAUCGCUUUAUGUCCAUUAACGAGGCCGCCGAGACCUACAAGGAUCGGCUGAAAAAAUCAUAUAACACACUCACAGAGAAGCAAACCAUGGUUAUUGACUUGGAGCGGCAGCAGCGACUGAAGUUGACCAAGAUUAAGUCUGCUGUUUUCAAAGUUAUGCCUCUUGCUUACAGAUCUGCGCAACAGAAGGACAAGAGGAAUGGUGAAGAAGAGGCCCAAGAAGAGGCCUGUGUUGUUGAAGGCCUUGUCCCUGAAGAGACCCAGGAUCUGUCCACGAGCAUGCACAACAACAUCAGCAGUGAAUAUGCAAGGAUGCAUAGAAUUCUCUCGGAGAAAGAGUACCGUUUAAUCAAGGAGCUGAAGAAACAAGAGGAGAAUGCGCUGGAUACAAUCGGACAGAAUCUUCACGGAAUCCAGACCUACUUAGGUUUUGUCGAUAAAAGAUUGUUAAAGAUGCAACAAAGAAUGUAUCUGAAGGACAGUUUUGCACUUCUGAAGGAGGAAUCUCAGAAGAGGAGGAUUAACGAUGACGAUGGCCAACCAACAGUGGAGGACGUCAGCCUGGCCAUUGACAAAUUUAACGGUCCCAUACUCUACAUCACAUGGAAGGACAUGAUCAACUAUAUUAGCUCCGCUCCGGCCCCUCUGACUCUGGAUCCGAAGACGGCCAACCCUUGGCUGGUGGUCUCCAAGGACCAGACCAGCGUGAGGUGCGGGGACAGGCGGCAGGAGCUGCCCGACACCCCGGCCCGCUUCGACCGCAGAGCCUACGUGCUGGCGACAGAGGGCUUCUCCUCGGGCCGCCACUACUGGGAGGUGGAGGUGGGAGACAAGAUUUGGUGGGGGCUGGGGGUGGUGGAGGAGACGGCCAACCGCAAGGGGAGCGCCGACCUGAAGCCGGAGACGGGGUUCUUCACCAUCUGCCUGCUCCCCGGGAAGGGGUACGUGGAGUUCACCUCCCCGCCCCGGGGCCUGCUCACCCCCGCCGUCAACCCCAGGAAGAUCGGCGUGUUCCUCGACCACGAGUUGGGCCAGGUGACGUUCUACAACGCGGACGACAUGUCCCACCUCCACACCUACACCCACACCUUCAUCGAGAAGAUCUACCCCAUUUUCAGCCCGGGUCGGAACGACGCCGGGGACAACUCAGCGCCGCUGAGAAUCCGCAGAGUUAAAAUUCACUAA
Amblyraja radiata (thorny skate) is the source of this 1533-nucleotide messenger RNA. Its product is annotated as zinc-binding protein A33-like. The record is from RefSeq and is a predicted model, not a curated record. Bases 1 to 1533 code for a protein of 510 amino acids. The transcript is spliced from 8 exons. Lineage: Eukaryota; Metazoa; Chordata; Chondrichthyes; Rajiformes; Rajidae. Gene Ontology annotation, molecular function: protein binding; zinc ion binding.